Molecule: messenger RNA, 4168 nt
Organism: Notothenia coriiceps (black rockcod)
Lineage: Eukaryota; Metazoa; Chordata; Actinopteri; Perciformes; Nototheniidae
Gene: cnot4a
Product: CCR4-NOT transcription complex, subunit 4a
Exons: 13
Coding region: 286-2658 (790 amino acids)
Biological process (GO): protein ubiquitination
Cellular component (GO): CCR4-NOT complex
Molecular function (GO): ubiquitin-protein transferase activity; RNA binding; metal ion binding
Source: RefSeq, a predicted model, not a curated record
CCUACUUUAAUGCUAGCUAAGAUGGUGGUUUGAGCGUAAAUUGUCUCCACUAUACCAAGAAAAGAAAGGGGCGAAACAUCUCUAUAGCCUUUUAAUCACAACAGAACAACAUAACUACGGUUAUCUUAAGUGACCGGUUAUAGGAAUUUUGACAUUUCAGACACAUAGGCUAGCAGUCCCCGCCCAAUUUGGUGUGACUCCCUUUGGAGAGGAAUCCUAAGCUAAAUACGGACAGGCCUUGUGCUCUGUGACCAGCUUCGACGCUCACCAUCGCCGUGCCAUAGGAUGUCCCACAGCCCUGAGAUGAAGGACGACCCCAUGGAGUGCCCUCUGUGUUUGGAGCCGCUGGAGAUUGAUGACGUCAACUUCUUCCCCUGCACCUGCGGCUAUCAGAUCUGCCGCUUCUGUUGGCAUCGCAUUCGCACAGACGAGAAUGGCCUCUGCCCCGCCUGCAGAAAGCCUUACCCAGAGGACCCCGCUGUGUACAAGCCCCUGUCACAGGAGGAGAUCCAAAGGAUAAAGAACGAAAAGAAGCAGAAACAGAACGAGAAGAAGCAGAAGGUGACAGAAAACCGAAAGCACCUGGCAAGUGUCCGAGUGGUGCAGAGAAACCUGGUGUUCGUGGUCGGGCUCUCGCAGCGACUCGCCGACCCAGAGGUCCUAAAACGACCAGAGUAUUUUGGGAGGUUUGGGAAAAUCCAUAAAGUGGUCAUCAACAAUAGCACAUCAUACGCAGGGUCACAGGGGCCGAGUGCCAGCGCUUAUGUCACUUACAUCCGCUCUGAAGACGCGUUAAGAGCAAUACAGUGUGUAAACAACGUGGUCGUUGAUGGGAGAACACUCAAGGCUUCUUUAGGCACAACAAAGUACUGCAGUUACUUUCUUAAAAGUAUGCAGUGUCCAAAACCUGAUUGUAUGUAUCUACAUGAGCUGGGGGAUGAAGCAGCUAGCUUUACAAAAGAGGAAAUGCAGGCGGGAAAACAUCAAGAGUAUGAGCAGAAACUCCUCCAAGACCUCUAUAAAAUUAACCCUAGCUUUCUACAACCUCCAGCAUGUGGAGCCGAGAAGUCAAAGAGCAAAUCCAACUCCACACAGAGAAGCAACGGUAAAGAUGGCUGGCCGACGCUGUCAGGACACAGCAAACUGUCCAAUGGGAUUUCAGAGGACCGCAAGUCUCCUCCGCUGCUAGACUUUCUAGACCAAGAAGGCAUCACUUCAGACGGGCUAGACACAGACAUGGGUUCUGCUCAGUGUUCUGCGCUGUCCCCCUUCUCCUCCAACUGCGACAGUAACAGUCCCAGUGAUAAACCAGAGUCGAUCGGUAUGAUGAACGGAGAAACUUUCCAACAGAUGGCCUGCAGUGACUCCCCCUCUCCCCCCCCGGGUCUAUCAAAGCCCAGCCUGGUAGUGCCCAUCAGCAUGUCAGACCUCAGCGCGCGCUCACCCUUCGAGGGAGCGGCAGCCGAGUCCCAGUCGCUCUUUUCAGACAACAGCAACUUCAGACAUCCUAACCCUCUCCCCGCCGGCCUCCCCCCCUUCCCCAGCUCCCCCCGCUGCAACUCGGACUGGCCCAUGACCCCCGAACCACAGAGCCUUUUCACGUCAGACACAAUACCAGUGUCUUCCUCCACAGACUGGCAGGCGGCCUUUGGCUUCGGCUCGUCCAGCAAACAGCAGGACGACGACCUGGGCUUCGAUCCGUUCGACGUCACUCGUAAAGCCCUGGCCGACCUGAUCGAGAAGGAGCUGUCGGUGCAGGAUCAGUGCCCCUUGUCCCCGGGGCUCCUCUCCCACAACGCUCACAGUCACGGCCUGCCCCCCAUGAACCCGAACGCCUCGCACCACUUCCCCAGCGGCCUGCCUCGCCUCCCCCAGCUCCACCACAGAGCCAUCUACAGCUCCUUCAGUUUCCCCGGCAGUCACAGCCAGGCCAGCCAGCAGCAGCUGCUAUCCUCCAGACACCCCUGGAUGGGCGUCCCCACACGAAAUAACCUCACACACUUGAACCACUCAGCCAGUGCUGCCUCACACAGUAAUUACCUGGACCUGAAUCUGCCGCCUCAGCACAACACAGGGCUGGGCGGGAUCCCCAUCUCAGAGAACAGUGGCUCUAUAGAAGGCUUAAAUGUGAAAGAGUGGCAGGACGGCCUCAGAGCUCUGCUGCCCAACAUCAACAUCAACUUCGGGGGCCUCCCAAACUCCUCUUCCUCUUCAUCCUCCUCAUCCUCCAACAGUGUUAACCACAUCGGGGGCCCGAUGGGGCCGGCAGGUCUCUCACACAGCCUGAGCUGGGAAAGCCCAGCCAGCUGGAUGGACCCUGCCAUCAUCACAGGUAUCCCGGCGUCAGCGGGGAACAGUAUAGACUGUCUCCAGGACGACAACCCCCCCCACUGGCUCAAGUCUCUGCAGGCUCUCACAGAGAUGGACGGUCCGGCCUGCUCUGCGAUGUCCGCCCCCCCCCAGCCCCUCCACAGCAGCCUCCUGGACGCCCACAUCCCCCUCCACCACAGAGCAGCCAGCAGCUGGGCCUCCCUACAUGCACACCCCAACCCUGCCAGCCAGUUCCAUUCCACCCCACCGGCUUCCAGAACCGCCUUCAGACCCCCCGGACAGCCGGCCACAGAGCUGCUACAGAGUGCCGCUGUGGACCGCCACUGAACACAGACUACACCCCCCCACUUUAUACCCACUCAUCCUGUACCCCUCCCCUCAAUCCAAUACACACCAAUCUGCAGAGUAUGAAAAAUUAUUAACAAAGUAACAAACAUGCUUUCUUCUUUUUCUCUUCCUCAUUCCCUUACGUCGACUCCCAGGCCCAUUUGUUUUUGUUUGUGGCGCACAAGUCAUCGGUCCUCUUUCCAUGCGACCAUCAUCACUCCUUAGACCUAGUUCUGGGCGCCACAUGGCAUUCAUGAUGUAGCUCGCUGCUAACGGAGAGCACAGGAGACAGUUUAGCACCGAGCGCCCAGCGGUGACACCAGAGCUAACACCACAGAGAAACAAAUGAGCUGAAGGGAGGUGUUUUUAAAAAAAAGUAACUAAUGAUUAAGCAUGAACAACAUUUAUGUUUCUGAAAGGUGACGAUUCGUUUUCUCGAGGAAUUAAGCAAGCUGUGAAUCUGCUCUUGAAGCUUUGCCCCAAAGACCCUCAUCCUCCCCACUUUAACUGGGUCAACCCUAACAGCCAAGUUGUGAAUAAGAGGUGAGAGAGAGAGAGCGAGAGAGAGAGAGAAAAAAGGGGUUGGCGCUUCUGAGAGUGUUUUUAAAAGAAAAGCUGAGAUUUGGUUGUUAGAGUGAAUGCAGAUGACAGGGGAGUUGAGGGCACAGGCUAUGCAUGGACUCCCUGUUCGGUGGGGACACAGAAGGCCGGCCUGAGAGGCCACUUGGCCCACUUUCCCUUUAGUGGAGGACUCCCACUGGCCCUGUCCUGCUGCAGGGAGAAUGCUGCUGAACCUCUGUAUCAGAGGAUAGAGCACAGGGCAGCAGGGAGAGGGUGGCACACAUCCUAAACUCUAGGGUUAGACUCUUACUCACAGUGCCACUGUGUGGUGCCUACAGUAGCUACCCCUAACAUGGACAGCCACCACGAAGAGAAGACAAAAUGGAUGAGGAUAUGUCAAAGAUACUAAAGAGGGUAGCAACAGGGUUAGCAGGUCCCUUUGUUGGACCCAUGAGGGCUUAACCGAGGCCUUAAAACAGACAGCUGAGAGAAAGGAGCUUGAGUGAUUGGAGGGCGAGUCUAGCGUCAAGGAUUGCUGAAAAAAAUGCAAUAUUGUAUGACUUCAGCAGCUGUAUGUGAGGGUCCCAAAGGAAGGGGCUGCAAGACAAUUCCAAGUACUGUAGCAGUGAUUUAAAAAGCUCUCAUCCUUUCUAGGAUUUGAGACCGACCUCCGACCACCGCCUAUUUUCUUUUUUGAAUUCUUAAUUCUGAUCUAUGUUCGCUCUGUCUCUUUCUCUCUCUCUUACCCUCCACUCCCACCCCUCCUGCUGUUCCCUAUUUAACAGUAUUUCACAAAAAUGAACAAAAUCAUCCAGGAGAAUCCAACAGUCAUACAGUGGGUUUUAACAUGAUGUUGCACAUUAAAAAAAACAAAAGUGAGGCGCUAAAAGGAAGUGAACUGUCCUCUGCAGGUCUGGAAAAAUGAACCUUAAAUAAAACUGAAAACUCA